AUGACGCUGAACCCAAGUCUGGCCCUCCAGCCGCAGAUCCACCUGGACCCAGAGCCCACAGAGACCUCAGAUCCAGGUCCAGGUCUGGGUCUAGAGCAGGAUCUUGAGCAGGACUUUGCGGUGGGGGGGUCGGGGGGGUCGGGGGCCAGUGCGGGCGUCGAGCAUCUGCCUUUCGCUGAAGUGUCGUCGCUCCUCGACCCCAACAUGAAAGGAUCCAAAGCCAGAAAGUACCUGAUCUCGUACGACGAGAUCCGGCGCCGUCUGCAGCCGCCCGAGAAAAUGUCCCUGCGCUCGAUCGCGGCGUACACCCGCGUGAGCCGCGGCCCCGCCAGCAAGAAGACCCUCCAGGAGUCACUGAGCGUCCUGGGCCUGUCCCCCAGCACCACCACCGCCGUGUCCUCCUCCUUCUCCAAGCUCACCGAGGGAGACACCAGAGCUUUGUGUGAGGACAUGAGGGAUUUUUCUCAGGAUUACAUCGAUUAUGAAAACAUCGCCAAACAACUGAUCCCCAAAGUGAACACGGUCCAGCACUGGUCCAAGAUCAUCGAGACCAAGAAUCACCUGGAGGACAUGCGGCGCUGCCUGCAGGAGCCGGCGAACAGUCAGGCGUUCGACAGCGCCACCCACGGGCUCGGCCUGGGCAUGAUCCACGUGGUCCUGGACAUGGUCUCGUCCGUCAUCCAGCACCAGGUCCGAAUCCUGUCCGGAACCGCCAACGCCAACGCGGAUCAGAGCCACGAGUCCGGCCCCUCCCCGCCCAGACGCAACCGAAAACGCCAACGCCGAUUCAACCAGAACGAAGCCGCCGCCGCCGCCGCGCCCCAGAGGACGGCGAGGGAGGCGGCCAUUUUAAAGGCCAAGAGCGGAGGGAGGGGCAGGAAGAAGGCGAGACAAGAUGGCGGGCAGACGGCGGUGGCGGCGGCGGCGGCGGCUGAAGUGGAGGCGACACCGGAGCCGCAGAUGGAGGGAGGAAACGUUCUUCUGCUGACGGUCGGAUACGAGGCCGUGUCCAACGAACUCACCACAGAGAGCCACAUCACAGAGAGCCACAUCACAGAGAGCCACAUCACAGAGAGCCACAUCACAGAGAGCCACAUCACAGAGAGCCACAUCACAGAGAGCCACAUCACAGAGAGCCACAGCGACGAGCCGCUGCAGAGCUGAGAGCCACAGAGAGCCACAGAGAGCCACAGAGAGCCACAUCACAGAGAGCCAUAGCGACGAGCCACAGAGAGCCACAGAGAGCCACAGAGAGCCACAGAGAGCCACAGAGAGCCACAGAGAGCCACAGAGAGCCACAGAGAGCCACAGCGCCCCCUGCAGAGCCGCAGCGUCGUCUGUCGAGCUCAGACAGUUUCUGAUCCAGUUCUUCAGAUUUGGAUCCUUGGACUAAACCAGAAUCUGUGUCAUUUGUUUAUUAGUUUUAAAAAAU
Messenger RNA from Boleophthalmus pectinirostris (great blue-spotted mudskipper), 1432 nucleotides. RefSeq lists its product as uncharacterized. Bases 1 to 1164 code for a protein of 387 amino acids. Lineage: Eukaryota; Metazoa; Chordata; Actinopteri; Gobiiformes; Gobiidae. The record is from RefSeq and is a predicted model, not a curated record. The transcript has 4 exons.